GUGAAGUAAAGAAGGAGAGGAGGAGGAGGAGUGAGAAGAGAGGAGAGGGGAGAUACGGGGAAUCACGAAAGAGAGACAGAGAGAGUGUGCGGCGAGAGCAGCAAAGAGGGAGGGUGAGAGAUAAGGGGGAAAACAGCAAAUUUGGUGGCCAGGCUUCCCAGUGCGCACACAUCUCUCGUCGUCUGUACCAUCCGACCAGCUCUCCGCUCUGCAGGAUGAGUUCGUUCAGUACGAGGGCUCUGACGCUGCUCUCGUCAGUUUUUGGGGCCUGUGGUCUGCUGUUGGUGGGCGUCGCCGUGUCAACAGACUACUGGCUGCUGAUGGAGGAGGGGAUCAUCCUGCAGCAGAACCAGACCACGGAGGUGAAGAUGGCACUACACUCUGGCCUGUGGAGGGUCUGCUUUGUGGCAGGACCGGAGAAGGGCAGAUGUGUGGCGGCAGAGUAUUUCACGGAGCCGGAGAUUGAGAUCACAACAGAAAAUACAGCCAAUAUACUCAAAAUGGUCCGGACUGCCACUCCUUUCCCUAUGGUCUCCUUGCUCUUCGUCUUCACCGCCUUCAUCAUCAGCAACAUCGGACACAUCCGACCUCAGCGCACCAUCCUCGCCUUUGUUUCCGGAAUAUUCUUCAUACUGUCAGGUCUCAGUCUGGUGGUUGGCCUGGUGUUAUAUAUCUCCAGUAUUAAUGAUGAGGUGAUGAACCGACCCAGAGAGCCGGAGCAGUUCUUCCACUACCGCUACGGCUGGUCCUUCGCCUUCGCCGCUUCCUCCUUCCUGCUGAAAGAGGGUGCAGGAGUGAUGUCAGUCUACCUCUUCAUGAAGCGUUAUGCUGAGGAGGAGCUGUACAGGCCUCACCCCGCCCUCUACCGACCCCGCAUGUCUGAAUGCAGCGACUACAGUGGCCAGUUCCUCCACCCAGACUCCUGGCCCCCACCACAGCGGGGCCGCAGCACCUCCGAGGUCUCCUCCGACAUCUCCAUCCAGCUCAACCAGACUCCACCCUCAAAGUCGCAACCGAAGGGGGGCAGCAGCUCCCAGCAGACGCCCUCUUCCUCUGGGCCUUCAUCAGCUGCCAGCUACCAGCACCAGCCAGCCUCCUCCUCCUCCACCUCCUCCUCCUACCCCCACCCCCUCCACCUGGCUGCCACCUCCACCCUACCCAGAGCAUCCCACGGCCACCCUCAGUCCCAUCCCCACCCGAGCGGACCCCCAUCCCAUUCCCUGCCGAUGGGGGUGCCACCAUCAGCCGUGCCUCCUCCGCGCUAUCACGCGCACAUGCGCAUGAGUGCCUCGCCAUGCUAAGAUACUUAAACGAAACACAACUGGGGGGGGGUUAGAUUCCUUAUAGCUCUUACACACAACAAAACAACACACACAAACACAAUUCCUGUAUCCACGAAACGUGUGGGAGGAAGUAUGCAGCAGAGUGGAUGAAGGAGGGAGGUUUAGGGAGAUCAAAUAGAGGAAAGAAAAAAAAGAGGGGAGGAGGGGAGGAGAAGCAGGUGGGCGGAGGGAUGACUCACUGCUGCUGCUCAGCCCGAGACGAAGACAAAACUUUAAACACGCUGGGAGGGAACACGGGAGGGGAUACGAUGAUUAGUAGCAACAAGACAUUUGUGAGGUUUACACAGGGUGAAGCAGCACAGGAAACAGAAGCUGAAUCAUUUCCACAACUCUGGCCAUUCACGAAAAUAACAAACAUGUGUAUCUGGCUAUAAAUAUAUUAUCCUUUCAUCUAACAAGGACUAAGGAUGCCUGCUUUAAAAGAUUUUAAGAAAAUGGAUGAAAUAUCUUUUUGGAAAGUCAUCGACAUGGUUGGGAAGGUUAUUUUGUAGCAUCUUCAUUACCGUUUGAUUGUUUGUUAACCCCUAAAGCACUGACAUAAAAAGACUGCUGUUAUAUAGAUUUUGAUUAUGAGAAGGAGCACAGGUGAUGGAUAAAAAGACAAUUCAGAGUGAUAUGGUUUCAGUUUACUGUGCAAUGUAAAAAUAGCGGAACACCAGAAUAUGUAGGGCCAUAACGGAUAAAAUGCCUAGUUGUCCAUAAUUCAUGUUAAUUAAUCCAAAAAAACACAUAUAUUACCCAUUUACAUUGAAGCCUAAAUAAACUUUAAUCAAUAUUUUAAAAAUGUUUCAAGAUAGCAUUUGAACACAUCACAACAACUUUAUGAUUGAUCUCUACUGAAUACACAUUUUUACUAUGUUUUAUCUCGAUCACACCAUAAUGUUACUCAAUGUCACCUUGCUUCCGUCUGUUGACAUUAGCUUUUAGCUGUUAGCCAAGCAGUAGUGCAGCAUUACGACUCAUUACAACAUUAAUAUACAUGUCAUCGGCUUGCUAAUUGCUAGCAGCUAACGUGAACUAACUCUCCUCCUGCCAUUAAAAACAGAUCUGUGGUUCAUAAUGUAGCAUUAUCAGGGAUAGUUUCCCAUUAUUGCUUCCCAACCGUGUUCGUGAAGAAUGACUGAUAUUAUAAAGAAUGUCUAUAUUAUAAUAAUUAGUAGUUUAUACAGUAUCCCAAAUAUUAUAUACACAAUCGGAGGUAAACUGUAUAUGUAUAGAGAUUUACACUUAAACUGUAUAGAAAUUAUUCUUCCCCCUCAUGCUGAAACAAAAAGGUAAUCCUGUAUCAUGAGGUGUAUAUAUUACAGUAUGUUUUAGGUGUUUUAGCUAUUACAUUUUCUAAGCUGUUUGUAUUUUAAAAGAGAAGCUUUGGGAGUGAAUGUUUAAAAUGUAAAAGAUGAAAAUUGCCGAUUGAAGUUAGAAGUUUCUGCUGUCACCCCGGUUACAAUCAAAAUGGCUGCCUUGGAGAUGCUGUUGCCAUGGAAGUGAUUUCUUAGGUAUGUAAAUAUUGGUAUUGGAAACCAGACCUCUUAAAGCCAGGUUCAGAUUGCACUCAAUUGUAAUCCAUUGAAACCAGUCUAAGCUGAACAAAAAAUAUCUGGUAAUAUUUUGGGGGAAUGUGAGCGGACGGUUUCAGAUUUUGAAAACUGAAAAAUAUGUCAAAGCUGGUUUCUAUCAUGUCAAAAAUGAUUCCUGUAAAUUCGGGAUAAUAACCUUUUAUUUUUAUUUUAAUGACAAUGUGCUUCCUUUUGACAGAUUAGAAAUGGGAACCGACUCUUCCUGGUUUUACUUAUGGUAACAUAAGGUUUAUAUUAAGAACUAGAUACUACAGAUAUGGCACUUUGAUGAACACAUGCUUACAUGGGAGGCAAACUGAAAACCUGAGACAGAUGGCUUUGCAUUUCAAUGUACCUCCUAGUUGGAUCUAUUAUUAAUCAAAGUUGCUCAGCCUCAAUUAAUUGGAGUCGACAUCUUUUCACUAAUAUCUGUUUGGUCCAGACAAUUCCUCACAAAUGUAUUUCAGAGAUGGAUGAUCAUGUGUCUUGUGAUAAGAGGAAAAAGAAUAUUGUAUCAUUUAAUUGGAAAUACCAGUGAAUUUGUCUAAACAAAUUUAUAUUCCAAAAAGCCUGAGGUAAAAUAUUACCUCUCAACUUUUUUCGGCCUUCAAUUUCCCAUAUUUCAGUUUUAGGCUAUGGCAUGUCAUGCAAAUUGAAGAGAAGAGGUUGGAAUAACAACUGUUUUAAAUCGAGGUCCACUUGCUCGCCUGUUCUGGAGUUCUAACCCAAUCUCGAUGCCUUCAACAGCAAGUCAAUGAGGCCCACCUUGAAAUUCCUUUGCAUAUGUCGAGUGGCAUUUUUUGGGGGAAAUCUAAGGAGAUUUUCAGUUUAGCUCCCAUUGAAGUUCUCGUGUUGCACAGUGACUUAGAGACACACUUCAAAAGUUCUUGUUUUUGUAGCAUAUUAACAAUCGUGCCCAGCACAGGGCAUUAUUUGUAGCCAUUUUUAGACCUACGGGGGAAAAUGUUACACUUACAACCUGUGGUACUGUUAAGAGGAAAACAGAGUAGCAAGUUAACUGCGUUGUUAGCAUCUUUUACGAAUAUUUGCUUUGUGGAAAAUAAAUAGGAAAUCAUUUAGCUGCUGAGUAUGAAAGCUUUUGCUGAUGUUUUGCAACGUUUCUUUUUAAUUGCCAAAGCUGAGCAUUCAUGCUGUGUAGUGAGCACACACACAAGCAUAUACACACACAGAUAUAUUUAUGUAGCUGACUUCUGAGGAGUUGUUUUCUGAUAAAUACAAAUCAGAACCAACAGUGUUUCUGAGGACAUCACAGCAGAGACGUUCAGCUGUGAUGCAGUGAGCCGCUUUAUCAAAUGUUUACUUCCUUUACUUCCAGAUAUUUCUUCAAACUGUGAUCAUGGUGUAAAUAUUCAUACUGAACACACUUUACACAGUCUACCUAAGACAUUGACAUUAUUAAAGUCGAGACAAUUUAAAAGUUUACAUGGUCUUUAAUGUGAGUCAAUGACAUUUGACUGACUUAAUACGGGUCAAAAACUGACCACAAGAUUCUUGUGACUUUAAUUGUUUAUUUUUCAUAAUUUUUGCAAACAUGCUACAUGCAGGAGUGUGAUUUUUAUCUGCCAGCAGUGUUUUGUUCAGUUCAAACCAAUAAAGCUUGCCUGGUUACAGACUCUUAUGUAUCUAUUUUAUUAUAGUUCAUUUAACACACUUGAAAAAUAGGCAUUGGUUAAAAAGCAUGUUUGUUUGUUCGGUGGAAAAAUUCUGUUCGAUAUGAAAUGGCAGCGUUUAGUGUAAAUUAGAAAUGUUUAUCUGAAUUGAUGUUGGAGAAAACACCGGAGAAUAAACAAUACGUUUCUAGUUUAAUUUCAUGUUUCUGCCAACCGAUUGAUUUCUUUUUUUAUUAUGCAAGCUUUCUUUGGCAAGUUUUACAAACUGGAUUCUGUGGGACAUACAGUACAUUUGAUCUGUUUAAUUGUCUUUAAAUAAUUUGGAUUCAUUUGAUUACUAUUGGUAAUUUAAAUU
Molecule: messenger RNA, 4885 nt
Organism: Eleginops maclovinus (Patagonian blennie)
Lineage: Eukaryota; Metazoa; Chordata; Actinopteri; Perciformes; Eleginopidae
Gene: cacng7a
Product: calcium channel, voltage-dependent, gamma subunit 7a
Exons: 6
Coding region: 216-1301 (361 amino acids)
Biological process (GO): neurotransmitter receptor transport, postsynaptic endosome to lysosome; transmission of nerve impulse; regulation of AMPA receptor activity
Cellular component (GO): postsynaptic density membrane; AMPA glutamate receptor complex
Molecular function (GO): voltage-gated calcium channel activity; channel regulator activity
Source: RefSeq, a predicted model, not a curated record